Melanotaenia boesemani (Boeseman's rainbowfish) is the source of this 5264-nucleotide messenger RNA. RefSeq names its product SEC24 homolog A, COPII coat complex component (gene sec24a). Gene Ontology annotation, biological process: intracellular protein transport; endoplasmic reticulum to Golgi vesicle-mediated transport; COPII-coated vesicle cargo loading. The transcript is spliced from 24 exons. Gene Ontology annotation, molecular function: zinc ion binding; SNARE binding. Gene Ontology annotation, cellular component: endoplasmic reticulum exit site; COPII vesicle coat. The record is from RefSeq and is a predicted model, not a curated record. Lineage: Eukaryota; Metazoa; Chordata; Actinopteri; Atheriniformes; Melanotaeniidae. Bases 320 to 3769 code for a protein of 1149 amino acids.
CCUGCUGGGUGAUCCCAACUUCCGGUGAUACUGGAGAAGCGUCUCACGCUACUCUGACCAAGGCCUAUCGUUAUCCACCCGUAGGUAGUCGAACGGGGUUUUUGGUUAUAGUCAUGGAUUUAUGAUUUCGGACAGGUCACCUAAUUCACUUUUAUAAAGAAACUUAGAGACUUUACCUAAGAGACUACUUUGACAAAGCGCCACGUUGUUAGAGCUACAAGUUUAACCCCGCGACUGUCAGCUAGUUAGCUGGCUAAAGACUCAGCUAGGUACUCGCAAACCAAGCACCUCUAAAUUAGAUCCUGGUGUCUAUUUCAAGAUGUCAACUGCGGGGUUCAACUCUCAGAAUGGGACUGGGACGGGGCAGACUUACGCAAAUGGUCCAUCACAGAAUCCAGUUGCCCUUCAGCAGCUGCCAGGGGUCAGUUAUGGCAUGACGCACCAACCACCUUACAAUCCAAUGCAGGCCAAAGCUCCUGCACCCCUUGGUCCUGGACUCUACCCCACUGGGCCAUACCAAUCUGUUCCUCCUGUUAGCUCCUAUCAGCCAGGCCCACCACUCACUUCAUACCCUUCGCCUCCAGGUCAGGCUCACUUGUCCAGGCCUCCGAUGGGAGGUCUUCCAUCCCAUACUCCUCCUCAGUCUGCUAGCCCCAGUCCUGGCCCUAGGCUGCCCCCUGCUCAAGCUACUCCUCCUCCUCCUGCUGUGUCUACUGGUAGCUACUACCCAAACCCUCAACAGCCAAUGGCUCCAGCAUGGCAGUACAACACAGCUAGCCCACCAAUGGGGCCAGCCACUUCUAUGAGCACGCACCCCAAAGCCCCUGUGACAAAUCAUGUGAAUCCAGCUGCAAACUUAGCUACGUCUCUACCGUCGCCAUCAUCUGCUUACAGCUCUGCACCACCACCACAUAGCACCGCCCAACUCUCAGGCCCAGGAAUCCCACCCACUUCUAUGCAUGGAUACACUCAGCCAGGCAUUGUACCUCCACCAGUGAAUCCCCUGGCUCCCAACACAUACCAACCAAACAGACCUGCCUAUGGACCCCCACUUACAGGACCACCUCCAGCCAUGAAACCUACACCGCCUCCCCCUGCACACCCAAUGGCCAAUGCCACACCUCCACCACUCAAAGCAGAUGCUCAGUGUGGGGGUGCUGUCAACAAUGCUCUCUCUCCUUCUGAGCCCAACUGCCAAGAAGGGGAUAUUGAAUGUCCAGGAGCUGUAGCUGGCAAUGGCCCACAAGCAUCCAGCAAUUAUAAUCAUGUUGACAACAAAAUGGCUGGCUUGACUCAGCCUGGACCACCCGGUCGGCACUCGGGUCACUACCCUUCCCUUCCUCCUGGGUACCAGAACACCUCGGCUCCCCACACAUCACCCCCCAUGCACCCUGCGAUGCAAGCUGCCACGCAACCAUACACUCAAGCACCUCAGCCAUACCAACAGCUGCCUGGUGGCCCAGGGCCUGCCCAGCUGAGCCCAUCAUUGGCAGCAAUGAGCCUGCAGUCCAGCACCCCAGAAGCCCUGAGAGUGGUCAACCUGUUGCAAGAGAGGAACCUACUGCCACCAAGUCCAGUUCCAGCACCAACACCCUGCCUUCCCCAGGACCUGCAGAGGCUCAACUGCAGCCCAGAGGUUUUCCGUUGUACACUGUCCAGCAUCCCUCAGACCCAGUCUCUGCUUAGUAAAGCUAAAAUGCCGCUGGGUCUGCUGCUGCACCCCUUCAAAGACCUCUCGCAACUUCCUGUGGUGACAUCUAGCACCAUUGUCAGGUGUCGGUCCUGCAGAACCUACAUCAACCCUUUUGUGUCUUUCCUGGACCAGAGAAGGUGGAAGUGCAACUUGUGUUAUCGAGUUAACGAUGUUCCAGAGGAGUUUAUGUACAACCCAGUCAGCAGAUCAUAUGGAGAGCCACACAAAAGACCGGAGGUCCAGAACGCCACUAUUGAAUUCAUUGCUCCUUCAGAAUACAUGCUGAGACCACCACAGCCUGCUGUUUAUCUCUUUGUUCUGGAUGUGUCCCACAAUGCAGUAGAGACUGGGUAUCUGAAUGUCUUCUGUCAGUCCCUGCUGGACAACAUCAAUGCGCUUCCUGGAGACUCACGGACAAAAGUAGGCUUCAUUACUUUUGACAGCACCAUCCAUUUCUACAACCUCCAGGAGGGGCUUUCCCAGCCACAGAUGCUCAUCGUGUCUGACAUUGAAGAUAUCUUUUUACCGACACCAGACAGCCUUCUAGUAAACCUCAAUGAAUGCAAGGAGCUAGUGCAGGAUCUGCUGAAGAGCUUGCCGAAUUUAUUUCAGAAGACAAUGGAGACUCAGUCUGCUCUAGGAUCAGCUCUGCAGGCAGCCUUCAAAUUGUUGUCACCCACUGGAGGGCGCAUGUCUGUCUUUCAGACACAGCUGCCUAACCUCGGUGUGGGUGCACUCCAGUCCAGGGAGGACCCCAACCAGCGGGCAUCUGCCAAGGAAAUCCAGCACUUAUCGCCUGCAACAGACUUCUACAAGAAGCUGGCUCUGGACUGCUCUGGCCAGCAGGUGGCUGUUGAUCUUUUCAUGCUCAGUGCUCAGUACUGUGACCUGUCCUCACUUGGGUGCAUAUCCAGAUACUCGGCAGGAAGCAUUUAUUACUACCCCUCCUACCACCAGCAGCACAACCCAGGUCAGGUGGAGCGCUUCCAGAGGGAUCUGAAGAGAUAUCUGACAAGAAAAAUUGGCUUUGAGGCUGUUAUGAGGAUACGUUGCACCAAAGGUCUGUCCAUCCACACGUUCCACGGAAACUUCUUUGUGCGCUCCACAGACUUGUUGUCCCUCCCUAACGUCAAUCCAGACGCUGGCUUUGCAGUCCAAAUGUCCAUUGAGGAAAACCUAGAUGACAUGCAGGUUGUUUCUUUCCAGGCUGCUCUGCUGUACACCUCCAGCAAAGGAGAGAGGAGGAUCCGUGUGCACACUUUGUGUCUUCCUGUUGUCAAUUCUCUGUCGGAUAUCUUUGCUGGGGCUGAUGUUCAAGCAAUCACUGGGCUGUUGGCUUGUAUGGCUGUGGACCGCUCGGUGACCGCCAGUCUGAGUGACGCCAGAGAUGCGAUGACCAACGCUGCUAUUGACUCACUGACGUCUUUCCGGCAGUCGGUGUUGACCGUCCAGCAGCCAGGCCUGCUCGCUCCAGCCUGCCUCAGACUCUUCCCGCUCUACGUCCUCGCUCUGCUCAAACAGAAAGCGUUCAGGACAGGCACCAGUACCAGGCUGGAUGACCGAAUAUUUGCCAUGUACCAGUUGAAGUACCAGCCUCUGGCCUACACCAUGUUGAUGAUCCACCCUGCUCUCUACCGCGUCGAUGAUCUGACGGAUGAGGGGGCUCUGAACAUCAACGAUCGUACCAUCCCCCAGCCCAGAUUGCUGCAGCUGUCUGUGGAGAAGCUCGGCAGAGAGGGAGCUUUCGUCAUGGAUGCUGGAACGGUGAUGUAUCUUUGGAUCGGACGCAACUGCCACCCCAACUUCCUCACACAAGUUCUGGGAGUUCCAAGCUACGCUGCUGUGCCUGAUAACCUGUAUCUCCUCCCAGAACUGGACACUGCUGAGUCACAGAGAACCAGAGCUUUUGUUGGGUGGCUCAGGGAUCAGAGGCCGUUCUUCCCUUCCCUCCACAUUAUCAGGGAUGAGAGCCAGCUGAAACCCAACUUUAUGCAGAACAUGAUCGAGGACCGGACAGAGUCGGCCCUGUCGUACUACGAGUUCCUCCUCCACCUCCAACAGCAAAUCUCCAAAUAAUCUUCAGUGAGAUAGUUGAAACAAGGAGACGUUGGAGCAAGGACAUGCAUCAUGUGUAUGUGUGUGCGUAUAUAUGUAUAUGUGUGUGUGUGUGUGUGUGUGUGAAAGCAGUUAGAGGCAUACUCAAAGAUGCCUCCUGCUCCACCUCUGGAUGUGGUCCACCAUGAUCUCUGAGAAGAAGCCGAGCGACGGACGAUGCAAAGACGCAACAGAGACUUGAUUCUGUUGGAAUCUGGCACUUUUACUACCAGCUGAAGCAACGUGCUGGAGGAAAAUUCAAGCAAGAAGUCGAUGAUUAAUUAUGUCAGUGAUUGAAUGAAUCAGUGUUUAUUCUCAUAGAACAAUGCUGUUAAGCUGAGGUAUCAUUUGGAUACAGUGCAGGCAAACAGGUGUGUUAAGUGUUCUUUGUUUAAAAAGCACAGUCUUCAGUAAUAUAGUCAAACAUAUGUUUGUAUGCGAGUAUCACUGUUUAAGAUUAGUUUCUGAGGAAAGUUAGUGCUCUGAGACUGUUUUUGGUGUCACCUGGAGUAUUUGUGUCCACAACACCCGAGCUCUAACAACACUCUAAACAUUGUACCUGACUUAUAGAGCGUGUGCUUUUUAUUUGACAGUCAUUAUAAUCGUGUGUUGAACAAAUUCUUGAAGGCGGACAGCACCCGCUGUCUGCGCUGCCUGGAAUGUGUUUACUGGCAGUGGAAAGUUGUUUCAUGGGUCUGAUCUGUCCUUCAGAAACCGUCUGUCAUCUUUUCUCUCUGGACUUUCAGAACACCGCUGAUGACAUCGCUGUUCUCUAUUUUUUCGGAUUGUUUAAUUUAUGAGACUCCCAAUCUGAUUAAAUCCUAUAAUUGCCUUGUAUGGGAACUCACUUUUUAUUUUUAAACCUCAGUUUAAGAUACAGACUCUAUAUACAAAAUAUUUUAAUAUAAUAGGAUAUUGGAAAUUCUUUAACACAGACGUAACAAAGCCAUUGUGAUCUUUUAAUCCUGCUUAUUGAUACUUGUAUAUUGAAAAGACAACAUUAUAUAUAGGUGAAGAAAUGCUGAUGAUUUUAGUAUAAACAUGAAGUUGAAAUGACGCUAAGAAAAUAAAAUGUUUGGGACUUUUUAAACGUAGUUUGUGUGUUGGUGAGUGAACAGUGUUGAUUCUGUGAAGACAAACUCAUGGACCAAAUAUGCAGUUUUCUCUCCCGUUGAGUUUGAAUUAAGAUUUCUGAUUUGGGCUGAUUUCAUACGGUUUGUAAUCUAUGUAUUAUAUAGGAAAAAUGUAUUUAGGAAGAAAUAUGUUUUAGUCUUGCACAAAACCUGAUAAUAAAAAUAGUUUUGAUUUUUUUUUUUUUUUUUUUUUUGGAGUGCAGUUUGAGUAUGCAUGUACAUGACUUAAGUUAAUAAUCUCAAAUAUUAACUUAAGUCCUAAGAUUUAAAAAGCCUAGAAGCAACAUUGAUUUAAAUAACAGUGACUUGUAACUGCAUCUGAGAUCAAAAUAGUUAAUGGAUGA